ACAACAAUAACAACAGCAACCACACUUCAACUGUAAUACAAACUCUUUCACCACCAUCGCCAUCACCAUCGCAGUAGUCAUGACACGGCAGACAACAGCAACAACAAUACUAACGUGAUGUGCAACAAAACUAACACUUCCUCUAUAUCGGCCGCCGCUGCUGCCUCCACCACCGUCACCACCGCCACCACCACCACCACCAACACCACUACCACCACCUCCACCACCACCACCGUCAACACCACCACCACCACCACUACAAACAACAACAUCAACAUCAGUGAACUACGAAUGGCCGAGUCAGUCGGAUACCGAAGGAUCGGUGGUUCGUUCCCAGUUACAUUUAGUUUAAUGUAUCCAUGGCCGACACACUCACUCCCUCUGGUUAAUUACCCCCAAAUUAACCUCAAGUUCCCCAGUUUGGAUGUGGGAGAUGCCAAAGCCGACACACCAUCUCAGUCACCGUCUUUGUUCAUUACCGAUAUUCAGCAGCUGAUACUUAAUGCCGUCCUUAAAGGAGACGCUUGCAUGAAGCCAAGGUGGUGUGAACUGAAAUACAGCCAAUUGAUCUCUUCCACUUUUGUCAUAGUUUUGAAAUCUGUCAGCAUCAAAGACUUCAAGAAAUAUCACAGCUGUUUCCCAAAUGUGUGCAGAGAUUUUAAUAAGGCUACAGAAGUGAUAAGUUCAGCUCAGUUUGGAAUUAGCACAGAGUGUGAAUUCUUCAAGGUCCAAAUAAACAGCAUUCAACUCUUCAAGUAUGGCACAAAAAAACACCAAAAGAAUCUGUUUCAAAAAGCUAUUCAGAACAAGGUUUCAUCUGUCAGUCCAAACACUAUAGAUGCAUUCCCACGAACGCUACUCCUACUAAACCUUCUACAAAUGGCAAGAGAAAACUACCCCUUGCCAAUCAAAAGCAAAUGGGGCUUUUACGAUGAUUAUAUUUUUUCCAAAGAAAGCUAUGAAAAAGUUACAGAUAAAAGCCCCAUAUUUGGUCUGGACUGUGAAAUGUGUAAAACCUCUGAUGGUGUCUACUCUUUAACGCGUGUCUCCUUAGUUAAUGAGAAACUAGAAACUGUCUAUGACACUCUCGUAAAACCAAAACAUAAAAUCAUUGAUUAUCUCUUUCGAUACAGUGGAAUCAAUGAAGAGAUGAUGAGACCGGUAUGUACUACAUUGAAAGAUGUUCAGAACAAGUUCCGGACUCUUCUUCCUAAAGAUGCCAUCUUGUGUGGUCACUCUCUUAACUUCGACUUGGACAGCUUAAAGAUGUUUCACCCUUACGUCAUUGACACCAGCACAAUUUACAAUCUCUCUGGAUUCAAAUAUCAAAAGAGCAAAUUGAAGAAGCUGACCGAAUAUUUCCUUGGUAAACAGAUUCAGACUGGAGACAGUGGCCACAAUUCAGUGGAAGAUGCAGCUGCCAGCCUGCAAUUGGUGCAGUUAAAACUGAAAAACAGUAUUGAGUUUGGUGAUGUGAUUCUUGACACAAAUUUGACAAUACACAAAACAGAAGCAUGUAAUAACUCCACUCCAGUUUACAAAGAAUCUUCCAGUCCAAACACGAAACAAACAAACGAGGAAGGUGUGGCCGUUGAUGACAAUCGGAAAUUCUUUGUUAACAUGAGUGACUCAGCGACACAUCGCAGUUUCUUUGAUCUACUCAAUGAACAUCAGAAGAAAUCUCUGGUGAUUGAUGCGAGAUCUGUGAUUGACAUGUAUUCAGGAGAACCUGGUCAAAGGAUAAGCCAUGGUUCUGAUGAAGAAAUUGUCAGCACUGCCCAAAAGAAACUCUAUGACAACGACUUCAUGUGGCUCCAGUUGAAUUCCUUCCACAAUCUUCUCCAAACCAACACAGACAGCAAAGAGGCAGACAUUCAGAAAUGCCUGCAGACGUUAGAUUCCCAUGUUGGUACACUGAUGAAAACUAUCUUCUCAAAAGCUCUGGUGACGCUAAUAUUAACGGGUCGUGAUAACGAGGACGAAGACUAUCAGAAUGGUAUGACUUUAGUGAAGAUUUCUUAAAGGUUUCUACAGAAAAGAACUGAGAAGGUGUGAUCGACUGAUCAACUCUUUCAGGUGAUCUCCCUCACACUGCUGCUACUGCUGCUGCUGCUGCUGCUCUCUAUAUAUUUAUAUAAAAAAAACAUCUACGAGGAACAACCAUA
Octopus sinensis (East Asian common octopus) is the source of this 2165-nucleotide messenger RNA. RefSeq names its product RNA exonuclease 5. Gene Ontology annotation, molecular function: exonuclease activity; nucleic acid binding. The record is from RefSeq and is a predicted model, not a curated record. Bases 118 to 2022 code for a protein of 634 amino acids. Lineage: Eukaryota; Metazoa; Mollusca; Cephalopoda; Octopoda; Octopodidae. The transcript has 13 exons. Gene Ontology annotation, cellular component: nucleus.